Onychostruthus taczanowskii (white-rumped snowfinch) is the source of this 1547-nucleotide messenger RNA. It is a transcript of the gene NKAIN3, whose product is annotated as sodium/potassium transporting ATPase interacting 3. Bases 1 to 546 code for a protein of 181 amino acids. The record is from RefSeq and is a predicted model, not a curated record. Lineage: Eukaryota; Metazoa; Chordata; Aves; Passeriformes; Passeridae. The transcript has 6 exons. Gene Ontology annotation, biological process: regulation of sodium ion transport.
AUGGGCUGCUGCACGGGGCGCUGCACGCUGAUCUUCCUCUGCUCGCUGCAGCUGCUGGCAGCAUUAGAGAGACAAAUCUUUGACUUCCUGGGUUUCCAGUGGGCUCCUAUCCUUGGCAAUUUCCUACAAAUAAUAGUUGUCAUUUUGGGUUUGUUUGGAACCAUCCAGUUUAGGCCUCGAUAUAUAGUUGUGUACACGGUGUGGACUGCCCUGUGGGUCACCUGGAAUGUUUUCAUUAUCUGCUUCUAUUUGGAAGUAGGCGGGCUUUCUAAGGAAACAGAUCUCAUGACCUUUAACAUCUCAAUGCACCGCUCCUGGUGGCGGGAGCACGGGCCCGGCUGCAUACGAAGGGUGGUGCGUCCUUCUUCCCCCGGCGUCCUCGAGGAUUACUCCUACGUCUCCGUGACAGGCUGCAUCAUUGAUUUCCAGUACCUAGAGGUCAUUCACAGUGCUAUCCAAAUACUCCUCUCCCUGAUUGGAUUUGUGUAUGCCUGUUACGUGAUCAGUAUUUUCAUGGAGGAGGAGGACAGCUGUCGAAGUAAGUAAUGAACAUGGACUCAAGACUUCUGCUGCUGUAGCUGAAGAAAAAGAUUUAAAAAAAAAAAAAAAGACCAACCUUGCUAAUCAUCGAUCUGGAAGAAACCCACCACAUCUGUUCCUCACGGCAUGUGGAUUGUUCUUCCCACAGGCUCAGUGUCAUUAUCAACAUUGUUAUUUCGUAGAUCCUUGUAGAUGAUCUUGAAUUUUUAAAUAAUUUACUUAUAUGGACACUUGUAAAUUGUAAAUUUUUUUCUUUUUUAUUUUCAGUAUUUUUACAAUGUUUAGUGUUGAGGCAUGAAAAAAAACCAAUCUGUGAAAACUAGGAGGAGGGUGCAUCUUUCUCAAAAGUUCAGUAUUUUUUGACUGAGAGUAUCAUACUGUGCCUGGUCAAGAUUGUGUCAGUAAACAGUAAUUUUGACUCCAAAAUACACAGCAGGAGUCAAUCCCUAACAGUGAUCAAGAGAUCAUUUUGAUGCUGUCUUUAGAAUUCACAAUGUCCACUCCUUGCAUUGUUUGAAUUGCUGAAUGCAGUAGGGAUUGAUUUAUGACUCUUCUUACCCAGAUGUUCAAGCACUAAUGUACUCACCUGAUUAUUGCAGUUCAUAUAUGACUUCUCCUUUCCUAAUCUCUUUUGCUCCAAGUCCAUCUCGAGUAGCUGUCUCUGAUUUGAAGAGAAGUAGGAUGACUGCUGAAUGGAUGUCCGACUCUAGGAACCCUUACACCCAGGGCUGUUUAGAUGUCUGUGAUUUGCACAUUUUUAAACUCCUUUCCUCCCUUCUCCCAGGAACAAGCCAAGCAUGAAUGUACAGUACAAGGCACCAACCGAAGCCUUAGAAGCCUCCGGGGACUAAUUUUUCUCUUAAUUUAAAAGUAAACAAGCAAAACUGAAAAAUGUGUGUAAAAAUUUGUAAAGUUAUUUGUAAAUACUUCUAGACAAAGAACAUGUAUGUAACUGUGGUAUUUUGUUUUCUAUUCUGUCACCACUAGCAUAAAGUGAUACACAAAGC